AUGCUGUUUGACCGUCGCUUGGUGGCCGGCUUGGCCGGUCUUUUGACCGCCACGCGUGUGAGUGCCGAUGCGUGCACAGAAGACUUGGUGAUUGACGACUUCACCACAUGGCUGACCGGGUUUAACAACCUGGGUUCGGAAAACGGGGAUGACGGGUCUAUGACAGCCAUUGCUGCCACACCAGGCUAUGUUGUGUUCACCCCCAAGGCCGACGAUAGCUCGUACUUUUACGAGUCCUUUGCGUGUCAACCCGCCAUCACGGACGGCUACAAUGCCAUUGAGUUCACGGUCGUGGGCCCGGCCAAUGGCUCGUUUGCGCUUGAGUUGCAAACACUCUCCAGUUGCAGCGAUGAGACAGGGGCAUACAACAGUUCCUGGAACUUUGUCGAGGGGCUAACCGGCGAGCGCCAAACCAUCAACCUGCCUCUCGAUGGCUGGGACGAUGCGCCCAACUACGACGCCAUCGUCGGCCUGGCAUGGUCUACGUUUUCCGAGAACGAAGUGAACUGGUCUGUAGGCAACGUGACUCUUAUUGUCGGCCUCCACGGCCGCGCUCUACCCUCGCCGACUGCCCCCCCAUUUGCCGCCCGCGCGGCGAAUGCUGCACCUGCUGCGACCUCCGAGGCGGACGCCUGCACGAACCUGCUGAUCGACGACUGGGAGUCACAGUCGCGGCUGACGUUCCUGGGGUACAACGCCCUGGACCAGACGUCGAGUGAUGAUGCGUCAAUGGCGUCGAUUAUUGUCAGCAACCACAGACUACUACUAACCCCGGUCGACGAGGACUCGUACUUUUACAGCGAGUUUGGGUGCCUGGACGUCGGCACCACGUACGGCGGCAUCUCGUUCCGUAUCAAGGCCUCGCGCGGCACCGAGUUCUCCGUCAGCAUUGGGUACGCCGCCGACACGUGCAGUACCAACCCCGACGAUGAAGGUCAGUCGUCGAGCUUGUCGACCGACGAUCUGAACUGGACCUUUGACGGCACCGAAAAGCUGUACUCACUCCCCUUCUCGGCAUUCAGUGGAGUGGGCGGGUCGAAGCUCACGUUGAUCUACUUUGAGGGUUUCAGCCACAAUGUGUCGUUUGGACCCAUGUCCUUCUACUGCGGCGACGAGGCGUCCGAGUACCAGCUGCCGACCGACGUCCCGACCUCGCCGGCGGUUACGCAGCCUACACCGUCAACGACACCCGCGUCUAAGAACUUGGUCAUCGAUACCUUCAAAGACUCGGAAUCGAACGACCUGGGCGAGUGGCACGGCGCGGACGAGGAAGGCAUGGUGGCGACGUUUGGCAAUAACGUGGUGACUCUCCACACCAACGACUCGGACCUGUCGUGGUACACGCAACUGGCGGGCCAAUGCCGCGACCUGCGCGAGUACGGGGGAGGCUACCUCCACUUCGCGUAUUCGGGCAGCAACAAGUUCAGCAUCGCGCUGCAGCAGCACAAUGAGAAGUGCGACGACACGAUCAAGCCGUUCCCAGAGACGUGGGAUUCGCUCGAGGCCGCGCGCUACGCCACGUCGUCGGACAUCUACAUCCCCAUUAGCCACUUCAAUGUUAACCUCACGCGCGUCGUCGGCUUCGCACUCAAGGGCUUCUACAGCACCACCCCGACCAAGAUCACCAAGAUCGAGAUCGUCGACGAGCUGCCGUCCGGCUGGGGCGAGAUUCCACCCAAGCUCGCGUCGGGCAACCUCGUCUUCUCGUGCACGCGGCCCAACUCGUUCGCAGUGGCCAUCGACGACGGCGACCCGCAGUUUGCCGCGCGCGUCGUCGAGAUUCUCGAAGCCGCCGACAUUCCCGUGACCUUCUUCACGGUGGGCCUCCCCUUACUCGACGAGUCCAACGGCCUCGCCGACAUCUACAAGGACAUGGCCUCGCGGGGCCACCAGAUCGCGCUGCACUCGUACACCCACCCGCCGAUGGAGGGCCUGCCGGACGAGGCGUCGAUUGACUGGGAGUACACCAACGAUGUCGGCGCGGUGAAGCAGGUCUUUGGCGACGGGGUGCACACCAACUACUUCCGCCCUCCGUUCGGUACCGAAGGCGCCCGCAUGCGCCAGCGGUUGGCAGCGGUGUUGGACGAUCCCAGCCCGUACAUUGUUGAGUGGAGCAUCGAUAUCGAGGACUGGCUGUGGGCGGAGAGCGACACGCCGGAGAAGCAGCUGGAUGCGUUUGAGCGGGAUGUUAAGGCUGGUGGUAACCUGAUGGUGAUGCAUUAUUUGUAUAACUCGACGGUUGAGUUGUUGCCUGAGUUUAUUCGGGUUGCGAAGGGGACCGGCAAGCGUCUGAUGCGCGUGGACCAGUGUUUGGAGGAUCCGAACGCGCCGCCUCUUGAUUAA
Dichotomopilus funicola is the source of this 2343-nucleotide messenger RNA. RefSeq lists its product as uncharacterized. Gene Ontology annotation, biological process: carbohydrate metabolic process. The record is from RefSeq and is a predicted model, not a curated record. NCBI's taxonomy places the organism in Eukaryota, Fungi, Ascomycota, Sordariomycetes, Sordariales, Chaetomiaceae. The transcript has 3 exons. The coding region runs from base 1 to 2343 and encodes 780 amino acids. Gene Ontology annotation, molecular function: hydrolase activity, acting on carbon-nitrogen (but not peptide) bonds.